UAAAUAUCCUUCCAAUUCAAUCAACGUAUUAUAUCAGUUUGUUUUUCACCCAACAGUACAAAAUCAUUGUAGUACAAACGUAUUUAUUAUUAUAGAUUGCUUUGGUUCGAAAUGCCUUCCAAAACGAAGACAAACGAUUCAGAGUCGCCCUGGUACCUUCAUUUUUACAAUGCCAUUCGACAGACGCCCAUUAAUGUGACACUAUUAAUUGUCUCGGCUUUUAUUUUCUACAAAGUGGUGAGCAUUACGCGUCGCCGGAAUCAGAGCGUGCAGCAUCGACUGACACCAGGACAAGGCUCUUUUUUAACUGCUGAAAACCGAUUACCACCUUUGCGCAGCGACUUUACAGUACGCGAGCUACGAGCGUACAACGGCACCCAUGAAGAUGGACGCAUACUUUUAGCCAUAAAUUUUAAUGUUUACGAUGUUUCACAUGCAAAACACUUUUAUGGACCCGGCGGCAUUUACCCCAACUACGCAGGCCGAGACAUAUCACGGAAUCUAAUCAACUUUUCGGUUGAAAGCAACGAGAACGAGGAAUUCGAUGAUUUGUGCGACUUAAAUUCUGGACAAAUGGCAACACUUCGUGAGUGGGAUCAUCAAUAUGCCGAGAAAUAUCCAUUGGUAGGGAAGUUAUUGCGCGAGGGACAGCCGCAUACAAAUUAUGCCGAUGAAGAGGAUGACGAACCAGAGAAAAUAACUCAAGAAUAAAUAAUGAAAAGUUUAUGCAAAUUAAUAAAUGCAAAUAUAACUGCUCAUUCGCACAGAAAUAAAAUAUAUUUUAAGCCUA
This is a messenger RNA of Scaptodrosophila lebanonensis, 790 nucleotides long. Its product is annotated as membrane-associated progesterone receptor component 1. The transcript is spliced from 2 exons. The record is from RefSeq and is a predicted model, not a curated record. The coding region runs from base 112 to 711 and encodes 199 amino acids. Gene Ontology annotation, cellular component: endomembrane system; membrane. NCBI's taxonomy places the organism in Eukaryota, Metazoa, Arthropoda, Insecta, Diptera, Drosophilidae.